UUUUUUAAUAAAUGCACCUCUUCCAAUGUUUAUGCUCUGCAAUAUUGCCUGCAUUUUUGACUGCUGGAAAACACAAACUAAUUCCAAUGAAGAUGCAGAGGAAUUAACUGGAUUGUCAGAAGCAGGCGGACCGACCCUGCUGCCAUCUACCGGGGGAAAAAUCAGGAAGUUUCAACAUGGCUUCCGCCCAACUGGGCGCAGUAAGCAUGGUAAACCACAUAUGACUCAUAAGCUCUUCAAGAACAAAAAUCAUAAUUCAUCAUAUCUUUCACCUGAAAUGGCUGAAGCAAGACGUAGACGUUUGCAAGAAUUAGUGAAGAGAACGGGAAAUAACACAUGCGCAGAAUGUGGCAAAAAAAAUCCAGAAUGGGGAUCUUACAAUAUUGGUGUAUUUAUUUGUACUUCUUGUGCUGGGUUUCACCGAAAUCUAGGCUCACACAUAAGCAAAGUGAAAUCAAUUCUUUUGGAUAACUGGGAUACAGAUCAGCUAAGUAUGAUGGAAGAAGUGGGUAAUAUGAAAGCAAAAGCAAAAUACGAAAUGUAUGUUCCUCUUUGCUACAGAAGGCCCUGUGAUACUGAUCCUGAUGUUCUAAAAGAGCAAUUUAUAAGAGCCAAAUAUGAACGUGAAGAGUUUAUUCACGUGGACCGACAAACAUACACAAAUGGUUCCAUGGAAGGGUUUCUGUGGAAGAGGGGAAAGGAAGAUGGGAGGUUCCAGCAAAGAAAAUUUGUACUUAGUGAAACUGAAGGAACAUUAAAAUAUUAUGUAAAAGAGUCUCACAAAGAACCCAAAGCAACAAUUCAAGUCUCAGAUUUAAACAUGACAUUUUGUCCAAAGAAAAUUGGAAAUCCUAAUGGCGCACAACUUACUUAUGUUAAAGAUGGGUCUACUAGAAAUAUAUUUGUAUACAGCACAAAUGGCUCAGCAAUUGUUGAUUGGUACAUGGCAAUAAGAUAUGUAAAGCUCAACCAGUUACUUGUUGCCUAUCCUGGAAUGAGUGAGUUAGAAUUGUCACAAUUUCUGACAAGGGACUUUUUAAAAGAAGGGUGGAUGUUCAAAACUGGACCAAGAGCUAGUGAUUCAUACAAAUGGAGGUGGUUUACAUUAGACGAUCGUAAGCUCAUGUAUCUAGAAGAGCCUUUGGAUCCAUAUCCAAAAGGAGAAGUUUUCCUUGGUUAUCAUGCUGAUGGUUUCGCAGUAAAAAAAGGAGUUCCACCAGGAAUGAAGGAGCAAGGAUAUGGUUUCACAUUACGGACUCGUGAUCGGAUCUAUCUUUUAGGGGUUCAGAAAGAAGAGGACCGAGAAGAGUGGAUGAAGGCAUUACAAAGUGUCAUUGAUCGACCUUUAACACCGCAAGACAAUACCAUGGCAGCAAAUUUAGUGAGGAAAAGAAGCACUUUUAGUUCUCCUCUACAUCUAUUAAAAGUGAGGUAGUUUCAUCUCAACAUCUAGGACAAUAUUUUAAAUUUAAAAGAGAGUUAUUUUAUUCUCAUUAACAUGUUUGUGAGACUUAUUCAUAUGAAAUGAAUGGUAGUUUUUACUUUUGACAGUAAUCUAAUGCAGGAUUUUUGUGAUUUCUGUUUGAAUUAUGGUCAUUUAUAAGUGAACAAGCAUCAGAUAUGGUAAGAGCUUUGCUAAUGUUUAUAAUUUUAUAUAUGUGAGAUUUAAAGAAUAGUCAUUUAUUCAUUUAGCAUUCAUUUAAAGGCAAAUUGAGGCUUCAAUUAAAAUUAAAGACAGUCUUUUCCAUGAAUAAUUAAAGCCUGAAAUAUUGUGUAGCUGUUUUAUUGUCUAAUUAAAAGGCACAUGAAGUGCUAUCAGGCUCGUGCAAAGUACUUAACAAGUGUGAUAGGAAAUUAUGAAUGAAGAACAUUAAUAAUUCAGAAAAUAUAUGAUAUUUUGCAUGUUGUUAAGCUUUAUGUGAGAAUAUAAUUUAUGUAAAUUUCUAAUAAAUCAUGACCAUGACUGUAAUGAAACACUACAUAAAACAUUUUGGUAAUAUUUCAUUUCAUAAAGUAAUAUUAUGCAGUUAGAAUGUUGGAAAAAAUAACCAAACAAAAGUAAAUUAUACUGAGAUUUUUGUAGACAGUUUCAUCUUAUUUUGUAAAACCUUCAGUGGUGUUUUUAUGUAAAAUUUCAAAUGAAUGUACAUAGUAUACUCUAUUUAUUUUUGACAAUUUUAAAUAUGUCUAAAUCUCGUGAUUUCUUACCAUAUAAGUAAUGCACUGUAACUGAAAUGUUUGACUUUAAAUUGAUUGAUUUCAAAUGUGUAUUUGUCGUAUGAAUUAAAUGUAUGUAUACAUGUUGAUUAAAUAUAUGUAAAAGUUUAUGUAUAAGGUUUUCACCAGUAGUGUUAUCUAGAGUAUCAAGAUUAAGUCAAAUAUGCACAAUGGAACUUUCUGUUCUAAAAUGUUGCCUCAAAACACAGAGCUUAACUUGCAUACAAAAAAAUGCGAGAUUUGCAGUCUUUAAUCUGAAUAUAAAUUUUCUGACUUGUUGUUUGAUUUGAAUAAUUUUGUGUAAUGAAUUUUAUUGUAUAACAUUCAGAUGUAUAUUUUGUAAUUGCCACUUUUUAUCCAGCAUGGUGUGUACUUAAUUUGGUAUGAUAAUUAAUAGAUUUUUUAUUUUAAAAUUGUAAAAAUGCAAGCAAAAUUUUGAAUCUUCCAUGACUUAAAAGUAUCUUCGGCAUAAAUUAAGAUUUUAAUUGAUUUCAUCAUUGUAUAUUAUUAAAAGAACUUUUAGAAUUAAAAAUGUGAUAUGUUGUUACUGAUGAUCUGGUCAAGCCAUUAGCAGAAAUUUCAGUGGCUAUAAUAACUGUAUAUAAAAAGUCGUAUUUGGAAUUAAAGAUAACUGAUCAGCAAGUUCAAUUUACUUGGCUCAAAAUUUACGAACUUAAAGAAAUGUUUAGUAGAAAUAAAGUAUAUAUGUCUCUCAAAAACUUAAUUCAUAGAAUCAGUAACUUUUCUAGAACAUUUUCUGUUCUUGCCCAUGUUUGCAUCUUUUAAAAUAAACUGAAAUUCUUACAUAGUUUAUCUGUGUUUGUGGAAGUUUAACAUUGUAUUUUUUAGUUUAGAGUUUUACUCAGUUUUGAAAAUGAAUGUAGACUGUUAUUAACUAAAGUUACCAUAUUCUUCCUAAAAAUAUUUUUUAUUUUUUUAAAAUAAAUUAAUCAUGUGUUUAGGACUCCAGCAAUAUCAGAUUAGUAGACAGAGUCAAUGUUAAGUGGGUAAUAUACAUUUCUGUAUAUAGGGUUUUCAAUUUAAAAGUGGCUUGCACAUUUUAAGGUACAUAAUUUUGUGCAUAUAGUAUUUUCUUUCUUUGCAGUGGCUCUCCAUUUCUUGUACUGUUACAUUAUGUGUAAGAAACAGGUAAGCCAGUUUGGUAGGUAGGGGUAAUUUUUUAGAAGCAAAAACAGAUAUGAUUUGAUUGAAGAAGCAAAUUUUGAACACUGUUGUCUUGUGUAUUUUGUUUUGACUGAAAUUUUACUGUUGUACUUUGGUAAACAUGUGCAGUCCAAGAUUUCCAUUCAUGGUGACAUUUUUAUUUUAUGUCAGGUAUUUUUCACACAUUAGAUAUGAUUUCAAGUGGACAUGUGUGUAACCAUGAUUUCAAGUGGACAUGUAAAAUUACCAACUGUCAAGCACUGCAAAUCACAUUAAUUUUUAAGUCUUUUUUUGUAUUUUAAAAAGAUGUUGUGAGUAACUGUGGAUGCUGAAACUUGUCUAGAUAUUAUCUGGCAGAUCAGUGCAUUAAUGCAGGAGGAUGAAUAUCACUCUGAGAUGUGCUGCAUAUAAUAAACUUAAGAUAAAUGUGAUAUGUCAUACAACUAAUUACAUUAUGACAAUAUUGGAUGAUUUUUUUGGUGACAGAAAUCAUAUUUAAAGGGGGCAUUGUCUCCAGAUCUUAUCAGUGUACACUUUACUUUUUAUAGAGGACAGAUAGCAUAAAUACCUUGGAAAAGCUGAAAAUUAAUAUCACUGCUGCCAUCCAAAGAAAUAACAAGGAAAAGCUACUUAGGUUUACGAGGAACAUGUAGAUAAAUGCACUGAAGUGGAGGGAUGUCAUUUCCAGCAUGUGCUGUAAGCAAGGUGUGUUUCAUAAAUAUGUACUCUUAUUGCUUCUUCUAAAGGCCACUUUUAAAUUGAACAUCCUGUAUAUGAUCUGCAACAUGCAUAUUCGACCCACUGCCAUUUUUCUUUUAUUUCACAAGAAUUCCAGGCUGAUACUAGGAGAAAAGGGAAUGAUUGUUAUUUUUAGAUUUUGUCAAUUUGAUUAAAUGGAGAUUUUAAGAAUUAUGAAUUAAAUUUAUGUGGUUUAUCUGCAAUGACAGCUCAAUUUUAAAAUUGCUGAAGACAUAAAACUUACUUUAUCUUUUAAUUUUUUUUUAUUAAAAAUAAUGCUUUAAAACUAGUAAGUUAUUUAUAUCAGUAUUGAAAAGCUAGCAAAUAUAGCUAGGAAUUUGAGUAAAGAAAAGUAUUUUAUAAUGUUUUAAAUAUUUUUAAUAUAUUAAAUGUAUUCUUCUAAAUAUACAUCAUUUCUUGAAUAUUAAAAAAAAAUGAGUUAUAAAUGAGUGGCUUUUGAGA
Molecule: messenger RNA, 4581 nt
Organism: Stegodyphus dumicola
Lineage: Eukaryota; Metazoa; Arthropoda; Arachnida; Araneae; Eresidae
Product: arf-GAP with dual PH domain-containing protein 1-like
Biological process (GO): positive regulation of GTPase activity
Cellular component (GO): cytoplasm; intracellular membrane-bounded organelle; plasma membrane
Molecular function (GO): phosphatidylinositol-3,4,5-trisphosphate binding; GTPase activator activity; phosphatidylinositol bisphosphate binding
Source: RefSeq, a predicted model, not a curated record